AUGGCAUUGACAGAUGUUCCCUCCCAGUCUACUCCCACCGAAGCCACAGAAUCUUCUUCUGCGAAGGAUGACGAACUUACCCCCCAAGCAAGAUUAACCACCCGCCGAUCACCACAAAGCAGAGUACCACGAACAACUCGCAAAAUCAACGCGCAGGCCACCAGGCUUGAAGCCGUUGAUGACUCUCUCGAUCCGCUCGGCCCGUUGGGUGACAAGUCCUUCUCGACCCCCUCAAAUCCCAACCAAGGACCCACGCCACCCCGAAAAGAACCUUUCUCCGGUAGAAAUGUCCGUCCUACCUCAUCGAGAUCCCAAUCAGCAACUGGCGGAUUGAUGGACUCGGUUGAUUUGAACGAUGAGGAACAGAUGGCACGUUCGCGAAUGAAAGAACCUCCUCCAGUUCAGUCUCCGGUUGAUGCACCAAAACGUCAAACGCAGCCUAGCAUGCCUAUCGAGCAGGCUGCGAAGCCAUCAUUUGAGAUCACGGUUGGUGAUCCGCAUAAAGUUGGGGAUAUCACCAGCAGUCACAUUGUAUAUCAAGUUAGGACGAAGACUACAUCUAAAGCGUAUCGACAACCUGAAUUCACUGUCAGCAGGCGGUAUCGAGAUUUCCUAUGGCUGUACAAUUCGUUGCACGGUAACAAUCCUGGAGUGGUUGUUCCCCCGCCUCCAGAAAAGCAGGCUGUUGGUCGAUUCGAUACGAACUUUGUUGAAUCACGGCGAGCCGCAUUAGAACGUAUGCUCAACAAAGUCGCCGCGCACCACAUAUUACAACACGAUGGGGAUCUUAAGAUCUUUCUGGAAAGCGACACCUUCAAUCUCGACGUGAAGAACAAGGAAAACCGCGAACCAGAUAUAGGGCAAAGUAAGGGCAUGUUCAGCUCAUUAGGUAUAUCAGUUGGUGGUCCGGGCAAAUUUAUUGAACAUGACGAUUGGUUUCAUGACCGCAAAUUAUACCUCGACGCCCUUGAGAACCAGCUGAAGGGGUUGAUGAAGGCAAUUGAUACAGUUGUUGCGCAACGAAAGGGCCUGGCUGAGGCUGCUAAUGACUUCUCAGCAUCACUCCAUUCCCUUGCAACGGUGGAACUUUCUCCCACCCUCUCCGGCCCCCUCGAGGGUCUUUCAGAUCUGCAAUUACGAAUAAAGGAACUCUACGAGCGCCAAGCCCAGCAAGAUAUUUUAACAUUAGGAAUUACAGUUGAUGAAUAUAUCCGGAUCAUUGGAAGUGUGAAGGCGGCCUUUUCUCAGCGGCAAAAAUCGUUUCAUAGCUGGCACGCUGCUGAGUCUGAACUACAGAAGCGGAAAAAUGCGCAGGACAAAUUGCUUCGACAGGGCAAGUCUCAGCAGGAUCGAUUGAAUCAGGCUGCUGCAGAUGUCGCGGAUGCGGAGAGGAAGGUACACCAGUCCCGACUUUUGUUCGAGGACAUGGGUAGAGUGAUGCGGAAUGAGCUGGAGAAGUUUGAAAAGGAGAAGGUGGAGGACUUCAAAUCUGGUGUUGAAACGUUUUUGGAGAGUGCUGUUGAAGCUCAGAAGGAGUUGAUUGAACUUUGGGAGACGUUCCUCCUGCAGCUCGAUGCUGACGACGAUGCCAACGCUUACUUCACGCCUGUCCCCACGAAUUUAGAAUCGAGACCUGGCACUUCUGAUGGAGGACAAGAGGUUCAACCUACUGCAACAGAACAAGAGUCGUAA
Messenger RNA from Paracoccidioides lutzii Pb01, 1692 nucleotides. RefSeq names its product sorting nexin 3. The record is from RefSeq and is a predicted model, not a curated record. The coding region runs from base 1 to 1692 and encodes 563 amino acids. The transcript is spliced from 5 exons. Gene Ontology annotation, cellular component: endosome. Gene Ontology annotation, biological process: retrograde transport, endosome to Golgi; protein retention in Golgi apparatus. Gene Ontology annotation, molecular function: phosphatidylinositol binding.